Messenger RNA from Anopheles marshallii, 900 nucleotides. RefSeq names its product brachyurin-like. Lineage: Eukaryota; Metazoa; Arthropoda; Insecta; Diptera; Culicidae. Gene Ontology annotation, biological process: proteolysis. Bases 1 to 900 code for a protein of 299 amino acids. The transcript has a single exon. Gene Ontology annotation, molecular function: serine-type endopeptidase activity. The record is from RefSeq and is a predicted model, not a curated record.
AUGAAAACCUUCGUGCUGCUUGUUGGUCUCCUGGCCGUUGCCAGCGCUGAAUGGAUCGAUAUCGAUUGGUCCAAGGUGCGCCCGAUCGAGGAGUUCGAUCACUACUGGGCUCGUCUGCCAGCUGAAAUGCAGAUCUACCGCAAGAUGGUUCCCUCGCAUCGCAUCGUCAAUGGACAGGAGGCCACACCCGGUCAGUUCCCGUACCAGAUCGCUCUGCUGAGUGAAUUCGCUACAGGAACCGGUCUGUGCGGAGGUUCCGUGUUGACCAACAACUAUAUCCUGACUGCUGCUCAUUGCGUCGUGUCCGGUGCUACUACACUGGCCACUGGAGGAACUGCCAUCAUGGGAGCUCACAACCGUAACAUUCAGGAAGCUACCCAGCAGCGCAUUCGUUUCUCGACCGGUGGAAUUAUCCGUCACCCGCAGUACACCACGACCGACAUCCAUAAUGACAUCGCCGUGGUUCGUUUGAACUCUCCGAUUACCUUCAACGCUCGCGUUCAGCCGGCCCGUCUGCCUGCACGCUCGGAUACUCGUCAGUUCGGAGGAUUCACCGGAACUGUGUCCGGAUUCGGACGCGUCACGGAUAAUGGUGCAAUGUCUGCUGUUGUCAGGUUCACCACCAACCCGGUCAUGACCAAUGCUGAUUGUAUUGCUCGCUGGAACAUUGCCGUGAUUCAGCCCCAGAAUGUGUGCCACAGCGGUGAGGGUGGUCGCUCGGCCUGCAACGGUGACUCCGGUGGCCCGCUGACCGUCCAGGAUGGUGGAAGCCUCCAGAUCGGUAUUGUGUCGUUCGGAUCUUCUGAUGGUUGCUCCAUUGGUAUGCCAACAGUGUACGCCCGUGUGUCGUUCUUCCUCUCUUGGAUUGAGGCCAACUCUGACUUCGUUGCUCGCCCUUAA